UCCAUGUGACUAGAAAUAAUUCUAUUGUAGUGAUGCGGAUCAACAAACUCCAGCACACCGACAAUGGUAUCUACCACUGUAAGAACAAGGACUCAUUGAAGGCGACAUGUGGUACUGAACUCAAAGUCAUGGGUAUCAGCACCUAUGAGCAAGUGCAGAGUCGGCACAACGUGAAAGAUGCUAUCAUCUUAAUCCAGACAAUUCUUCUUGUCCUUUUUGUGAGCAUACCUGUGUUGCUAACCCAAGGGAAGGGUGACAGAAAAGAUGCCUCUGGGGAGGAUCAUACUUACGAGGGGCUGACGGUUGAACUAGCUGAUACGUAUGAAGACAUUGGGGUUUACCAAGACAGACCAGAGAAGUGGGAUUUGGGGGAACAUCCAUGUGAAGAAUAAAAUGGCUAGCAGCUUGGUCAACCACAGCUGACUUAACCAAAGGGCCCCAAUUCCUGGGGCAAACAGGGUCCACUGUAAAAAUUCCACUCUAGAGAAGCUUUUAAAAGGUGCUUAUCUCUUGCUUGCAGCCACUCUGCUAGAAACUACUAAAAAGCAGUAUUCACAA
Messenger RNA from Thamnophis sirtalis, 558 nucleotides. The record is from RefSeq and is a predicted model, not a curated record. Lineage: Eukaryota; Metazoa; Chordata; Lepidosauria; Squamata; Natricidae.